AAGACUACAGCAUUGCAUAUGUUUAUCCUGGAUCUGAACACAGAUUUGCAUGGCAUGAUUAUUUUACAAUACCAGUUGAAAGUUACAAAUACUUUCCUUUCAUUCUCCUCUUCACCUCUGAUAUCACCUCUAUUAAAUCAGAAACUAUUUCUAAUCUGGUUAAAGAUGACUGGACCUACAACCCAUAUUUUUACUUUCAACAAGAUGUUCGUCUUAACCUUUAUAAUAUUAAACAUACUACUAACCCAGACCCAAAACCCCUUCCACAUUCAUCACAUCUAUGCUUUAACAGAUUUCUCAGAUACUAUAACUUGCCAACACUGCCUGAACUACAAACUAUUAUCUUAUUUCUCAAACACCUUAGCCUUUUUGGUUAUAAUCUAGAAAACUCUCAUUUCAAUACCCUUAUUAUUUCUAUUAAAAAAGACUACUUUGAAGCACAUAUAUAUCUACCUUUCGAACCUAAACCACUACCAAAUCAUUUUGUCCCACUUAGAGAAAAUCUGAAAUAUUAUCAAAAUAUUACUCUUAAAUCUAAUAGCCAUAUUAUAUUCAAUACACUAACAGACCUUUUCUUAGCAACUCCACCAUCAAUAUCUGAAUCUCUCACUGCAGAACUACAACUACUAUACCACAAUCAGCAGCAUCACCAGCUACUCCAAAUCUACUCUCAUCACCAGAUAUACUUAUACCAACUCAACUAUCAUUAUUUGAAUUACCAAACCCAAGCUCUAAUACUAUAA
Ambispora leptoticha is the source of this 743-nucleotide messenger RNA. The record is from the annotation of a GenBank genome assembly. Lineage: Eukaryota; Fungi; Glomeromycota; Glomeromycetes; Archaeosporales; Ambisporaceae.